AUGUCGGCGACAGAAGCAGACUACAUUAUCGUUGGCGGAGGGCUCACUGGCUGCACACUGGCACGGGACCAGAUGCUUCUGAUAACCCAAAUGCUAGUUCGCCCUUCGGCAGUUUUGCUCUUACAGGGUCUGACUUGGAUUGGGCGUAUCCAAGUCUUCCUGAUGCCACAACAAAUAACAGAGUUCAUAUCAACAAUGCUGGGAAAGCUCUUGGGGGUGGGAGUACUAGUAACCAACCUUGUUCUUUGUCCCUCCACUCUGACUUGUUAUGUUGCGAAUCCGGAAGAGUAUUUAAUCUUGGUGAGCACUCUACUAAUACUUGUAGUCAACUACGCCGGAUGGUCUCGUGGGAACGCCGCUGAUUACGAUGCGUGGGGUGCAAUCGUCGACGAUUCUCGCUGGAGCUAUGCCGGUCUGCUUCCUUUCUUCAAGAAAUCCGAGAAGUAUUUUGACAAGAAGGCCGAUCCCGAGCAACACGGUUUCGAGGGUCCAAUUCAUAUCAUCUCAACCUCGGCCAGCGAUCCUGAUCGCCAGUACGGCCUUCGGGAGCCAUUACUGAAGGCUUGGACGAACAUUGGAGUGAAAUACAAUCCCGAUCCUGUCGGCUCCACGGAAGGAAUUUCAGAAUACCUUGAGAACUGGAGAGAUGGACAGCGACAACCUGCCCAGAAAGCGUAUGGGAUUGAAGGCAUCACAGUCAUUACAAACAAGCGUGUUAACCGCAUCAUAUUUUCCAAGGAUGAGGAGGAAAGGCCGAAAGCGUCCGGUGUUCAACUCAGCGAUGGCAGAUUUAUCAAGGCCCAUAAGGAAGUCAUAUUAUCUGCCGGCACAUUUGGAACCCCACAGGUUCUGAUGCUGUCGGGUAUUGGAUCUGCAUCAGCUCUCUCUGCGCUCGGAAUUCAGGUUGUUCAUGAUGCACCAGAAGUGGGCCAGAACUUGUUCGACCACUUUGCACACUUUCAGCUGUGGAAAGUUCGCCAUCCAGAGGAAGGUCUAGCCAUGGGCAACCCAAUCUGGAACAAACCUGCAUACUUUAAAGGCAUGCCCUGCGACUGGGUUGUGAACGAAAGAGUUCCAUCCAACUUUCUGGAGAGGGUCGAAGAAUCUACCCAGGAUAGUGAUUCGUCACUCUUAAAGGCUGGGGGGUGUCACAUCGAGUCAUCAGUCAUAUAUGCACCUGCGGGUAUUCCUGGAUUGCCGAUGAACGGCACCUUCAUUUCGAGCUCAAUCAUGCUCCUCCUGCCCACGUCUCGAGGUGCUGUUACACUUGCAUCGACCUCGCCCUCAGACCUGCCGCUUAUAACCAGCAACUACUACAGCACUAAGGCAGAUGUAGCCUGCCUUAUCUAUGGGACUCGGCGGAUGUUGCAGGUAAUGCUUGAGACGUCACCGGCUAAAGAGUAUAUUGAAGGCGAGGUAGCGCCGCCAGGGCAAGCUGAGCUUUCCCCUGACUCGUUGGAUGAGGAAAUCGAGCAGCGAAUUAGAGCUGUGGGUAUGUCUCACAAGCACGCAGCCGGUACGGUAGCAAUGGGGAAAGUAGUGGGGUCUGAUUUGAAAGUUUUGGGUGUUGGUGGCUUGCGGGUGGUGGAUGGCAGCGUGCUCCCGGUGCCGAUUGGCGGUCAUCCACAGGCGACACUCUAUGCCCUUGCUGAGCAGGCUGCAGAUAUCAUACUAGAUGAAGCUCGAGUUUGA
Lachnellula hyalina is the source of this 1692-nucleotide messenger RNA. RefSeq names its product Pyranose dehydrogenase (gene pdh1). The record is from RefSeq and is a predicted model, not a curated record. Lineage: Eukaryota; Fungi; Ascomycota; Leotiomycetes; Helotiales; Lachnaceae. The transcript is spliced from 2 exons. Bases 1 to 1692 code for a protein of 563 amino acids. Gene Ontology annotation, molecular function: flavin adenine dinucleotide binding; oxidoreductase activity, acting on CH-OH group of donors.